This is a messenger RNA of Oncorhynchus mykiss (rainbow trout), 2417 nucleotides long. Its product is annotated as B9 domain-containing protein 2. Gene Ontology annotation, biological process: cilium assembly. Gene Ontology annotation, cellular component: MKS complex. Lineage: Eukaryota; Metazoa; Chordata; Actinopteri; Salmoniformes; Salmonidae. The record is from RefSeq and is a predicted model, not a curated record.
UUGACAUUAUUGUUUUUGUUUUACUGACUAUGUUUUGUAUAAAGUGAUGUAUUAAAACGUUAAUCAAAUGUUCUAGUUUGCUAACUAACUAACAACCAUAUUUCAGGCCAGCUAUGUUGACAAAUGUAUAAUUUGAACCUAGGACUACAGCUAGCUAACGUUAGCCAGAUAGCUAACUAGCUAGCUAAUCCCAGCUAGCCACUGACACUGUAAACACAUGUUCAAUUCAGCGUUAUUACGUGCUCUACCUGCAGGCAGAGGAGCUGCACAUAUACCGGUAAUGGCAGAGCUGCACAUUGUCGGUCAGAUCGUUGGGGCAAGCGGCUUCCCUCAGAGCAGUCUCUUCUGCAAGUGGGGAAUUCAUACAGGGGGUGCAUGGCGACUUCUCUCUGGCUUGAAGGAGGGGCAGACCCAAGUGGAUUUGCCUCAGACAGGGGACAUGGCAUACUGGAGUCAUCCCAUUGAUCUGCACUACACCACUAAAGGACUGCAAGGCUGGCCCAAGCUUCACCUGCAGGUUUGGCACCAGGAUGCAUUUGGGCGCUGUCAGCUGUAUGGGUAUGGAUAUUGCCAUGUGCCCUCCAGCCCAGGGCACCACCAUGUACGCUGUGUGACCUGGAGACCACUGGGAUCCUGGCAAGAGCAGAUAGCUCAAAUCUUUGUGGGUGGAGGUCCCCAGCUGCGCUCCCCGGACAUCAUAUACAGUGGGGCGGACAGAUAUAGGCUGCACACAGUGGCUAUGGGCAGUGUAGAGCUGGAGCUAGGCAUCAUCAUGCGACACUUUGACAAAUAUGGUGUAGAGAGCUGAAAUGUUGAGAGAUUGGACAGAGCAAAGGGUGAAUGGAGAGAGGCCUGAAUGGAGCACUGUAUUGUUAGUGGGUGUGGAUUUUGACCAUAUCUGCAACGGGUACAUAAGACUGAGCAGGUCAGAUUAGAUAUUUUGCCUUGUGAGAUGUGUUGAUGUUGCAUACAUUCACUAUAGAUACAAAAGUAUGUGGACACCAAUUCAAAUUAAGGGAUUUGGCUAUUUCAGCCACACCCAUUGCUGUCAGGUGUAUAAAAUCAAGCACACUGCUAUGCACUCUCCAUAGGAAAAUAUUGGCAGUAGAAUGGCCUUACUGAAGAGUUCAGUCACUUUCAACAUGGCACGGUCUUAGGAUGCCAUAUUUCCAACAAGUCAGUUUAUCAAAUUUCGGCCCUGCUAGAGCUGACCCGGUCAACUGUAAGUGAUGUUAUUGUGAAGUGGAAACGUCUAGGAGCAAUAAAUGCUCAGCCGUGAAGUGGUAGGCACACAAGUUCACAGAACGGGGCCGCCGAGUGCUGAAGCGUGUACCGUGUAAAAAUCAUCUGUCCUCGGUUGCAACACUCAAUACCAAGUUCCAAACUGCCUCUGGAAGCAACGCCAGCACAAAAACUGUUUGUCAGGAGCUUCAUGAAAUGGGUUUCCAUGGCCAAGCAGCCAUACACAAGCCUAAGAUCACCAUGUGCAAUGCCAAGCGUUGGCUGGAGUGGUGUAAAGCUCGCCGCAGUUGGACUCUGGAGCAGUGGAAACAUGUUCUCUGGAGUGAUGGAUCACGCUUCACAUUCUGGCAGUCCAACGAACAAAUCUGGGUUUGUCGGAUGCUAGAAGAAUGCUUCCUGCCCUAAUGCAUAGUGCUAACUCUAAAGUUUGGUGGAGGAGGAAUAAUGGUCUGGGGCUGUUUUUCAUGGGCUAGGCCCCUUUUUUCCAGUGAGGGGAAAACUUAAAGCUACAGCAUACAAUGACAUUCUAGAUGAUUCUGUGCUUCCAACUUUGUGGUAGGCCUUUUCCUGUUUCAGCAUGACAAUGCCCCAUGCACAAAGCAAGGUCCAUACAGAAAUGGUUUGCUGAGAUCGGUGUGGAAGAACUUGACUGGCCUGCACAGAGCCCUGACCUCAGCCCCAUUGAACACUUUUGGAAUGAACUGGAGUACCGACUGCGAGCCAGGCCUAAUCGCCCAUCAUCAGUGCCUGACCUUACUAAAGCUCUUGUGGCUGAAUGGAAGCAAGUCCCUGCAGCAAUGUUCCAACAUGUAGUGGAAAGCCUUCCCAGAAGAGUGGAGGCUGAUAUGGCAGCAAAGAGGGGACCAACUCCAUAGUAAUGGCCAUGAUUUUGGAAUGAGAUGUUCGAGCAGGUGUCCACAUAAUUUUGGUCAUGUAUGUGUAUGCUGAGAAGACCCCAACAUGCAAAUGUGUGUCUUUCCCCUAUUUCUCCACAAAGGGGGGGUGUGAGCCUUUCAACACAAUCUGCCUUCCUGAUUUUAAAUUUUUAAAUUUUUUAUAUAACAGGUAUUUAAAAAUGCAAACCAGAUUUUAUACUGUACUUAAUUUCAGUUUUCUAUUUUCCUAUGAACUUUUUUUUUAUAUAGUAAAAUUAUGUAAAUAAAUCAUUACCUGCA